Naegleria gruberi is the source of this 963-nucleotide messenger RNA. RefSeq lists its product as uncharacterized. Gene Ontology annotation, molecular function: GTPase activity; GTP binding. The coding region runs from base 1 to 963 and encodes 320 amino acids. The transcript has 2 exons. Lineage: Eukaryota; Heterolobosea; Eutetramitea; Acrasida; Naegleriidae. The record is from RefSeq and is a predicted model, not a curated record.
AUGUUUUCUGAACUUUCAGCAGUUGGCAAAAUCAUUCAGCAAGAUCUUGUUGAUGUUCAACAACAUCAUCACAAGCAUAAACUUCUAUUAGAAACCUUACGAAAACCAAUUCAUGACACAAAGAGUGAACAAGGAAAAUUGCAAUUCAACAGUUUACUGAGUGAGAAGAAUUUAUAUUUGAAAUUUAUGGAACGAUCCGAGAGAAUUGAUGAAAUUAAAAUCAUCAUCGGAACAUCGGAACAUGAUGAAAAAAGUAAAAUUAAUCAUCAUCACAUUCAUCAUCAUCAUCAUGAUGAGGAAAAUAAUGAUCAUCACUUCUUCCGAAUGGCAAAUAUUGAAAAAGUUUCAGUUUUGGAGGAUAAAAUUCCAAAAACAAGUGAUUAUGAACCGUUAUCUUGGGCUUGUUUUGGGAAAUGCAAAAAAUCAAGAAUUGACUUUUUGAGUAGGAUUACAAAUCAAGAGGUUUUUCAAGCUAUGAGAUUGGAACAGGAAUUUAUGGGUGAAAAUGUAUAUUUGAGAAAAUUGAGGAAAUUAAUUGAAAAUGAAAGUGAUUUUGGAGUUGAUGAUUCACAAGAGUUGGAACAGAGCAAGAAUUUGUUGCAUAUUUGUUACAAGUCACAUGUUCAUCAUGGCUUUUUAUUGGUUAUUGAUACAGUGGACGUUUCAGAAAAUUAUUUAUUGAAUGAAUUACCUUUGUGGGUGAAGGAUUUAAGAAGUGUCAUAUCAGAUUCCGUUCCAAUCGUUCUGAUUGGCAAUAAUGCUGAUAAGAGAGACGCCUUAUUAUCAACUCAACAUAAAUUGGAAGAUAGACUUCCUUUGAGUACAGAACAGGGAGAGAAACUAGCUGAAAAGUUGGGCUGUUUCACAUAUAUAGAAAUGGAAAAGGAAUUGUCAAUGGAUAGUUUGAGACAAUUACUUGUAAAAAUUCAUAUCAUUCAUCAAGAUUUGACAGUUCACAAAUAA